CUCUGUCCGAAGCCUCACCUCGAUUACACUUCAGUUGCCCAGUGCUUACUGCUCCUGGAAUUGCAUCUUCUAUUUAUCCACCUGUACGACUGCAAUAAAAUUAUGGAGGAAACAGAAAAUCGUGGAGGUUGUAAGGCGUUUCUUGCUGGUGUGCUUGCUGGGUUGAGCACAGAUUUUCUGUUGCACCCAUUUGAUCACCUGAAGUGCCUUUAUCAGACGACGGGCAGUGCGAAAGGAUUGUUUGCUGUUUUUAUGGCUUUGUACUCCAAGUUGUUACAACUUGUACUAUGAUAGCAUUGACCGCUCUACUCUUUGGUCUUGGGGAUGGUAGCAGUAGCAAGUCACUCACUCACAUUGUGUCGCAGAAUUUAUAUAGUAGAUACCGGUCGUUAGAGGGGGUAUAUUUACAACCGGUUAGUUUUUACCUCUAGAGAUCUAGCCCUUUCAACAAUAUAUAGUAGAUAUACAACCGGUCAUCUGCUUGUGCUUCUCUUGCUCUGUAUUGUUUCAACCAUCUUCAACUCCUGACACCUCUUGUUAAACAACACCUCUUGUUAAAAAACACGCCUGCUUCCACCUCUUCCUCCUGUAUUCAUAGUUGCCUCGUCUAUCUCCGGAUUUAAGCCAUGGCUCCUCGUACAACAGCUUUAUAGAGGUUUUCCUGCCGUAGCAGUUCUUGGCGCGCCAGCCAACGGCAUUUUCUACACAGUUUACGAGGCUUUGCUUUCACGGUCAAACAAGGACAUGAUCAGAGGCGACAUUCAUGUUGAAGUUGAGGAUGCCGAUGCUGAUCAUGAUGAAACGACAAAUUAUAGGACACCUUCACCAACAAAUACUGACACACACACUUCGCCCUUUCUCGCCCCUCUACUAGCGUCAAGUGCCGCUUCUGUUGCAUCAAACUGUGUCUAUUGUCCUAUGGAAGUAGUGAAAGAAACAGCUUUUUCCAAAGGCAUUUCGACACGAGAAACUGUACAGGGUUUGCAUCUGCGGUCUCUCUACAGGGGUUUCUUUUGGGCUAAUGCGACAUGGGUGCCGUACUUGGGACUCUAUUUUACUCUGUAUGAAGGUUUUCGAGGUGGACAAUGUGGGGAGUGUACUCCACAUUCAUCUGAGGUUAGCGUCGAAUCUAGAACUUCUAGUACAACAUCAGCAUCAAGAACAUCAAGUGCACCUUCUUCUAGUAGCACAACUACAUCGAAAAGUACACCUUCAUCUUCGUCCAGUACAAAAAGCUCCUUCGUUGGCGAUUUAACAGGAGGACUAGCGGCAGGCACGAUUGCGGCAGGUGUGACCUAUCCUCUAGAUCUGUACAAAACCAGAGUUCAGAGUGGGUGGACCCUCCAGAGGCAAGACGUAAGAGCGGAUGUUGGACAUAAGACUCCUUGGGCACGCCCGCAAACGUUAAUGGCUCAACAGCACCUUAGGGGACUAACAAUGCGCAUUCUGUGGCUCUCUCCUGCAUCGGCGCUGACAAUUUCCUUCUAUCAAUUCUUCUACAACAGAUUUUUAUAGUGUCAGUUACUGGUGGAGGUUGACGUUGUCCUUGUCCUUGUAGUACAGGACUGCGUCACAGGAAACGUGGGUGCCUAAUGCUGGCCCUCAACAUGAUCCUCAUUCCAUCGAGAGACUUUUCUGAAAUUUUUGUAGUAAAGUAGACUUUCGUUCUUGGUGUACGUGCAAGAGCGAAGAGCUUGAGCUAUAUGUGUCUAGAAGUGACUCGUAUCUUUUUUGCGCGAUAUCUCAUGUAGCAGUUUUUUUUAAUGACAUAUCAAUCCGUGGAGAAAAUAGACUCGAUGGAACAACUAUGCAUUGGUGAACGAUAAUUAUUGACCAUGUUGUUAAAAGAAUUUCAUUUCCUUUGGUCUUCCUCGGUCUAUCUCAUUAUUGACCAAAAACAGAAUGAGUGCUGUGAAGAAUUAGGGAUGAUUGACUAAGAUUUAUUAAAUUGGAUGUCACUUGAUAAAAAAGUUCUUGGUGAAAAUUUUUCUAUAAGAAUUUUGCAGCACUAUUGACCUUGUGCUGGUGAACUGGAUUCAUUCUUGAAAUAGUUUUUUUUUCUUAGGAAUCAAGAAUUCAGAAGAAAGUACUUAUGAAAAAAGCUAGAAGUACAACACCAC
Molecule: messenger RNA, 2120 nt
Organism: Amoebophrya sp. A25
Lineage: Eukaryota; Dinophyceae; Syndiniales; Amoebophryaceae
Source: the annotation of a GenBank genome assembly